CACAAUAUCUGACAUGGAAUGUCAUCUUAUCAUUGGUAACACAAUGCAAGGAAAGGAAUCACGUCUGGAACAUUUGGUAAUUUGCAUAGUAUUACCGUAGACGAUGUAUAGAAACUUGACAGAAGCUUGUGCAGCAGAGGCUUGUGAACCUCUGAAAAGGACAGGACAAGGAAUGCUGGUUUCAGAAGAGACAACAUUAAUACAAUAUAAAGUUUUUAAAGGAUGACAUUUAUCAGUAAAUAUUUACCAGAUUAACCUUGAAACUGUUAGUUUUUUAAUGAAACCUGAUGCUAUUAAACCAUUAACAUUGCAUUAGUCUAUAUUCUUAAUCAUGGUAUGUUGCCAUAGAACAAAACUGUUUUUUUGUUUAGAUUAAGCAUUGAAGUUGGUUAAAAUGAUGUCAUGCCAACAGGGAACGUGUUAUUAAGAGCAAGGGAUGAGGAAGGUUUGGGGCUUGUAUUAAAAUGAAAGAUACAUAAAUAUGUCUAUUAAUAUUUUGCAGUCCUUUUAUAAAAGUUGAACAGAGCCAAGUGUAAACCUCCAAGUAGCUGAGUUAAAAAAAUAUCAGAAUGUUUGAUGAUGUCCAAAUGAUAAUUCUUGCAAAUGCACAAGUCACUGAAACAAGAAGGCGAUGUCUGUUUUCUCUGACUGCCUGCUUUGCCUGCAAGCCUCUCAAACCAGAUCCUGCCAGUCUGCAACAAAGCUAUACACACACAUACAAUGCACAACUGACUCCUCAUCUCUUUUGAAAAAUAGAUCUGAGUCAAAUUUGGAAAGAAACGUGAGAAAUGUCGUAUGUAAACAAAUGCCAGAAAUAAGUGUCUACUUUUGUCAUGUACUCUAUGCUGAUGGCUUCCUUUUGCACUAUUCUCACAUUUGUACUUCCAUGUCAUCAUUCAUAUGCCCAGGUGCCUGUUAGAACCCUGUUGUAUAAAGCCCCUCUUGCAUCUCCUUUGAAGUUUCAGACAUUAUUGCAGAUUUUUUUUCGGAAUCUCACACUGCAGCCGUAGUGAGAGCGCCUCUGCCUUAAUUCAAAACCACACAAUGAGGUGAGGCAGAAACAUUACUUACACUCAGCUGCACACUUCACUCAGAGAGAAUAUCUGUAGAGGGAGGUAAUGGGCAGCAGCAUGUGGAGGAAGAGGAGGAAAAGGAAGGAUGAAGUACGCUUUUACACAAAUCUCAGCAGAAGGACUUUACAUUACUGCUAGUGCUAUCCAUUUUUUUUUCACUUUUCUGAAACAACCAGAUGUAGAAUAUAGCAAGAAUAUUAUACAUUUUAAUUGGUUGUAAUUAUCAAUUAUUUUUGUGAUAAAUAUAUACUCUUCCUGAUGACAGAUGAAUAAAAGAUUGAAAGGGACCAAAGCAGCCAAGCACUGGCUUUCUAGCAGAGUUCAUGGCGUGUCUGGAUUUAAUAUUAUAUAUUUAAUAAUGCUAGGAAAUGAUUAAAAAUGUUAGUUGAGAUUAAUUGCAUUGUCACUUGUGACUUGUAUUACACGCUCCAUUUUAAAGUUAGUUUUAAAUGUACAGUGCAAUACCAUUUUUUAACAUACUUUAAACAAACAUGGUGACUUUUUAAUAGCAGUAUUUUCUUUAUACAGUAGCAUUUCAAUCUUGGAGGGCUUCUUUAAGUCUUAAUGUUUCAGUAAAUCUCUACAUAAACAUAAAUGUAAUCAAAUUAAAUGCAUAUCAAAAUCAUAACAUUAUAACGGACACCUUUUCUGCAACAGUUAGUAGGCGUGUACUGAAUAUGAAUUAUUCUUCGGACUCAUUCAACUUUUUAGUGAUUGCAAAUAAUUUUUGUUCUAUCAAUUCUGCUUUUCUGUCCCUGCCAGUUCCUAUGCUGUUUUAUCUGCAUUCAUGAACUAUAUAUACAGGCAAUGACAGACUUUGUACUUUUUUAACAAUCAGGAAAAUAAUUGUUGUAAUUGGUGUGACCUGAAUUAUUAUUAUUACACAUUAGUGACCAUCCCCAUUUUAAGUCAUUUUAAAUCUAUUGUUUUGCUACUCUGUCCAGUCAUAUAAUAUUUUAAUAGGGUUUUAGCUGCAUCUAUACAGCAAUGUGAUGGCUGAUGUUGCUGGAUGCAUCAUUGUCCAGUAUUCAUUGACCUUAAGGGGGACAAUUCAAUAAAACAUCUGGGAGAUGAUUUGGGUUGGACUUUCGCCACCUACUGGAUCCUUUCACUGUCUGGGGGGAAAAAUCAUGACGAGUGCAACAUCCAUUUUGUAGAAUUGUAAAAUGUCAGCAAAAUCAAAAACAUACAGACAUGGGAUGGUUCUCAGGUUAACUUAAGAUUAACUUUUUUCUCUCAGAGUUUUAACUGUAUUAUAUCUAUACAUUCCUCAAAACUGUGUGUUGUGUUAUGUAAGUAUCAAGUACUAUAGGCUUAACGUGGAACGUGGGUAAUAUAUGGGUCAGCCCUUCUGUCCAUGUCACCAGCUUUGUGAGGGAUACAUAAUGAAUGAGAGCAUUUCAUGUAGUCUAACUUUGCUGUGAUUUUAUUGGCUGAGCCAAGUCUGCAACGCCAUCAGUGGCUGGCUGAUGUCUCCUCAGCGACAUCUUUCCUCAGACCAGUUUCAAGUCUUUUGUUCUAAGUGAGCAUGCGCACAGUGAUCCCGAAACCUGGUACACGAUGUACAGCCACACGUUGGUGUAUCCAAACCAGGUCGUUACGUAAACUUUAGAGCGCUUCAGCACUCGUGUUUUGUCUCGCUAGAGAAAGUUUACUUGGAUUCAUUUGUCCCAUUUCAAGAAAGGACAGCAGAUGUGACCUUAAGCCUAAUGAGGUUAAUUAGUUGAAUUUGAGCGCUCAACCGAAUUCCCUCAUAAAACUCUAAUAUUCAUUACUCUUCCCCUGUUGGGUUUGAUAGUUGUUUUCUUAGUCUACCAUCUCAUCUGUCUGCACUGCUCUGUCUGAGAGUGUACUUUUUCCUUUUACAGCAUGCUAGUACAUGUGAGCCAUGAUCAGGUCCAAAGCCAUGCUGUGUUUUCAGCCCAUGAUCAGUGUGCACUGAUGUACACUGAUGUGAAGUGACAGACUCGGCCAAAGACAUGAUUUUUCCCCGAGUUAUCUUCUUGGUGGCGUGUGGAGAAACGUGACGGAUGCAGUAGAAUGAUCGGUUGUUUUCGUAUGAGAAUAAUGACAUGAUAAAACAAAGAAAAAAGUUGCAAACGGGCAGCUUAUGAAGACCGCGAGGUCGCUCACAGGGUAUGUGGUCAGAAGUAGCUCAUCCUAUUGGACGGAUCACAUUAAUCUCUGCUGACAGUUUACGUAAGAGCAGAAGGGGAGGUGACUUGACUCCUUAUGCAGUGACAUCACUGCGCGCCAUCCUAUCGCCCAUCACUGUGCCCAGUCGUCAGUGAACGUAUACGUGAUUCGGGCUUGUUAUGGGGCACACAGGAAGACUUCAUGUACACAAUCGCGUUCGCGCUAGACACACAUGCACUCCUUCUUCUGUCCCUAUACCACAUUCCUCUCCAUCCUGGUUCCCAUUGUUGAUCAGACUCCACUACGAAGCUCCACCGCAGCAGCGGGGGGGUCUGGGCUAGAGGGCACAGGUCAGGAGGACAGAAGAGGUGCAGUUGUGGUGGUUGUUUGUUUUUUGGCGGGUCUUUAGUAGGGUGAACAUCAAUGAGAGAGAAGGGGCUGGCCGGUGGACGGCAGGGCAGGACCACCAUGGCCCUAAAGCUGAUGUUUUGGGAGCUGGAGAAUCAUCUCAAAAGGUAAUGAUGCCUGUCCUGUUGUCAGGGAGUUGAAAAAGAGGGUGGUGUUGCCACAGUAGGGGCCACGUCAAUAGUAGAAACCUGGUGGCACAGUGCGGGUGGAUCCAGAUGACGUGCCUGACGUGUUGUGAUUGUGGUAGUUGGUGAAACUUUGGAAAGUGGUUUCUCUUGAAGAACAAACUGGUGCAUGUCUCAGCUUGCAACAAAGUGUCAGGGUUCAUCACCUCAGCACAUUCAACUGCUGCACAGGUGUUCAGUGUGUUCUAGGACAUCAUGUUCCCACCCCUACACACAAUGUCACACUUGAAUUAAUGUAAAUUUGAGGAUGCCGUUUCAGCUAUAGCUGUUUGGUGUUGCUUUUAAAAUGGCCUUUAUCAACAUUUAGAGCAAAACAAAAGCCUUCAUUAGUACGUAUCCUAGGUAGGCAACAUGUUGCAAUCCCCUCAACCUAUCAGUUGGUCUAUAUAGGUUUUUCUUUGUCUGAUGAGAUACACUAUAAAUAUUUAUCUUUUCACAGUAGGUACAUAAGAACACCAAUAGUUCCUGCAGUGAUACCAAAAGAAAAAUGUUACUUUUAAGUCUGGAUUAACAAAGUAUUCACACAAGUCUACCCCAUUGUCCAGUGAAAUCCUAAAAUGUCAACUCUCAUUUAUGACAGUGAAAUUUCUUAAAAAUGCAGUUUUUUGACAAUUAUUUUAUUGAUCUGAUUUUCAAGUGUCCAAUCAAACCAAAUAAUGAAAAAGGAGGUACAAGUGACUGAAAGUAGCAGUAAACUUGUCAAUAAAUCAAGUUGAUUCCAAAAUAACAACUGUAUAAAGUGUGAUUGGUCAAUAACUGCACGGCACAUCACAGAAUCAUAAAAAAAAAACCCAUAUAUGUAUAUAAACCAUAUACAUAUUGGAACACACCCUAUCAUCAGUAUAGAGAGGGACGUGGGGAAAAGGGUCUGACAACACUGUACUGUGAAGUACACUUUGUUCCCACGUCAGACUGUCUGAUCUGGGCUCAUCCCCCACUGUCUCUGUCACCUGACCCCAUUUUCUUUUAUUGACCCUCCCUGCAUUUGAAUUGUUUUUGUCCUUUUACAAGUGGCAGGUGGUCAGUGCUAAGGUCGGCAGUUUUCCUCGGGGUCAAACCUGGGGCUAUUGAUUAAGUUCACUUAAAUCACAGAGUGCUUUUGUAGGAGCUACAGGUUUGGCAUCUUGUAAGGUUGUGGGAUAGCUUUUAAUACUUAAUAUAACAGAUAGGUGGAGACAUUCUCCCAUAACAAAGCUUUGGGUUCUUAACUACUUUUCAUAUUUUUAUUCAUUCAUUAGACUCCUGCUAAAUUAACAAGUGAGAUUAGGACAAUAAACAUUUGUUUACAAUACAAUAUAUUUUAACUUUGAACAAUAUUCUUAUAUUUAAAAAUGCAAAGCAUUUUAAAUAUAAAUAAAUUGUAGAUAUUUUUAUUGGGGAAUUGAAAGUUUAUGUUGGUGUGCUCAUUUAAGGGCUGCUGCCAAAUUUUCCCAUAUUUAUAUUUUGGUUUCUCCUAACCUUUUGAAUCAUGGUUCUGUUUUUAUACAAGACAAUAUUCUCAUACUGGUCAUCAUGGUGGGUCAGAUAAACAUGUCAAAAAAACAUGAUGCAGUUGAUAUAAAACCAAAUUUGAAGUGCAUUGAAUUAAGUUAAUGAUUGUUGAUUUUAUGUGUGUGACUGCAGUAUCCUUUAUUAACACAUCUGAUCAAAAAUAAAAACAAAAAAUAGGAUAAGAAUGAAUGUUUUUCUAGUGAUUCGAAUGUACAGCACAAUUAUAAAAUAUGUAUAAUAAAUAAUAAGUAUGUUAUGAAAACCCAAAUGUUGACCUACGUGAUGUGGACCGCGGUUUCGGAUGCGGUGUUUUGAUGAAGUUACUGCACAGAUAGUGCGGAGUAACAAAAUUAUAGAGACGUCUCCUCCAAUCAGCGUCGCUGUGGAGCUUUUUUUUCAUUUUGCAUGCAUUAUGCCAAUGAGUCUACUGUCGGCCAAUCAGACGGCAGUGGGUGCUGUGCAUUUUUUGUCCUCCAUUCAGUGAGCAGAGAGGAGGCCGCUCAAACGGAGUCUCCUCUCAGUCUUUGUGCGCACUGUCCCGCGGCUGCUGCGCUCGCUCUCAUGGAGCAGUAGAUCGGACUUUAAGCCGUCAACAACGAUGUGAUUCUGGACUGUUCUGCGGCUGAAUUCCGGGUGUGCGCAGCCGUCAAGGCUCCUCUAGUGUGUUAAUGGACGGGAUAGCAUGAAUUCUCAGUGUUACACAGUGGCGAUGGACCUUAGCGUUUGUCAGCUGAGGAAUUUCUCCAUAUCGUUUCUGUCCUCUGUGCUUGCAAAGGAGAGCGCAUCAGUCCGGCUCGACAAUAGCUCGUCGGGUGCAAGUGUGGUGGCCAUCGACAACAAGAUCGAGCAGGCCAUGGACUUGGUGAAGAGCCACUUAAUGUAUGCCGUACGUGAGGAGGUGGAGGUGCUGAAGGAGCAGAUCAAAGAGCUCAUCGAGCGUAACUCUCAGUUGGAGCAGGAGAACAACCUCCUCAAGAACCUGGCCAGCCCCGAGCAGAUGGCCCAAUUCCAGGCCCAGGUUCAGACCGGUGGCUCCCCGACUGGCACAGGCCAGCCUCCAGCCCCGGUCCCGGCUGGACCAACACAAGUCCUCUCCUCCUCGCAGAUCUCCAGCUCGUCUGCAUAGUCCAGAAAGUCCCAAACCCAGACAGUUCCUCCACCAUGACAGAUAGAGGAGAUGGGAGAAAGAAGAUAAGGAGGAGGAAGACGAAGGAGUCUUGCCAUACUGUGAACAGACUAUUCCACUGUCUCAAGGACACGACUUUUCUUUUCUUGCACACUUUAUUUAACUGACAGAGUUGCACUGGUGUCUGCGCUCAGUCCCGUUUCGAUGAACCUGCUUCAGACAAUCCUCGUCAUGCUGUUCGUUAUGAUGAUGCCCUGGUAAAGGGGUGGAGCUGACAAGAAUCCAGCAUUUGUGCAGUAACAAAAAAAGGCUACGCCGACAAUGGGGAGCUUGUCAGCAGCGUCUUUCUUUUUUUCUUUUUCGUUUUGUUUUUGUUUUAAUAUCCUCAUUGUCUCGCAACUUGUGCCAUCAUAUUUGACCCUCCCCAGCAUCUCCAAACCAGCGCUGUUAUUUCUGCACACAACUUUUUUUGUUUUGUUUUUUUGUUUUUUGCACUUUUCGUUGACACUAGACUAAUAUACAAUGUGCAAACCAAGCGGGACACAUAAGGAAAGAUGUCUCUGAGUGUUACUGAAAAAAUUUAGUAAAAAUAAACAGAAAUCAUGUGUCUUAAUAAUCCCAUCAUCCCAUUGACCAGAGCAUUAAACAUUUGAGCAGGGCGUCCAUGUUUUUUUUUUUAUUUUAUUUUUAAAGAGGAAGAGAAUACGUUUGGGAUUGUUUAAUGUCUCGUGCUUUUAUUGAUAUUGUGUUAAUUGUCCUAGCGCUAACAGCAGAUGCAUAACAGGUAAAAGUAGGACAUUGCUGUUCUUAGUGUCGUCCUUAUUUGUACAUAUACAAUUUAAAUCUGCCAAGUGCCUGGUGUCCAACCAUAGAUACAUAUAUAAAAAAAGUUUUUUUAGUUCAUGUUUUCAUAUUUUUUGUACAUAUAAAUAUAUAGAUAUAUAAAUAAAUUAAUACAUAUAAAUAUAUAUAAAUAUAUAUAUAUAUCUAUGGUUUAGCCAGGUUGUAAACUACCUGUGAUGUCAUUACUCAGGGUGGCACCAGAAGAGGACAAUUUUACCUCGACACAAAGAUGCUGUCUCUCCUGCAAUGACACACAGCCUUGUACUGUAUGUGAACUCUCCUUAAAGGCGACUCGCUCUAAAGAUCCUUGACUGUUUUACUGUUUUAUUUUCUGUUCUGUUUUUGUUUCUUUGUUUUAUGUCUUUUGUACAGGCAAGUGUAUGGAUUUGCUCUUAGUGCAACUGGAGUGCUCGACUCAACAAUAAUGGAAGCAAAUGGUCCCAGCAGAAGUAUGUUGAUGUUUUUUUUGUGCAUGUUCCUCAGCACAUCACAAAUGUGACGUUCAAUUUGCACUAGAAAGUUGCACCUCAAAUAAAAAUGAAAUACCCCCAAA
Molecule: messenger RNA, 7815 nt
Organism: Cynoglossus semilaevis (tongue sole)
Lineage: Eukaryota; Metazoa; Chordata; Actinopteri; Pleuronectiformes; Cynoglossidae
Product: TSC22 domain family protein 1
Exons: 3
Coding region: 5976-6419 (147 amino acids)
Biological process (GO): negative regulation of apoptotic process; regulation of transcription by RNA polymerase II; positive regulation of cell population proliferation
Cellular component (GO): cytosol; nucleus
Source: RefSeq, a predicted model, not a curated record